Molecule: messenger RNA, 2792 nt
Organism: Vespa mandarinia (Asian giant hornet)
Lineage: Eukaryota; Metazoa; Arthropoda; Insecta; Hymenoptera; Vespidae
Cellular component (GO): proton-transporting V-type ATPase complex
Molecular function (GO): ATPase activator activity
Source: RefSeq, a predicted model, not a curated record
UCCGGUCAGGUGCUCGAUUGCCUUCUGCUAAGAAUCGUAGAUAGUUGGUAUUCGCCUCGCUCGUUGGAUUUAACAGUGUUAAUCAAAUUGUUUUGUUUUUUUUUCAAAAGAAUUUAUUAUCAUGACAGUACCACGUCGUACAUUAAUUUUAACUUUUUUAAUUAUAGUAUUGUGUAAUAUUUUUACGGCAAGGUGUAAUAUUUUUUCGGGCGAUGCAGUACCUGUAUUAUUAUGGGGUAUCACACCCGAAUUUGAUUCUCGUCCAAGCGCAGUCAAUCCACUUUCGAAAACCUCUCAAGCGGAAUUUAAUCAAAUUUUGAAUAGUAAAAUAGAUAAUUCACGACCACCACUUCUUGUUUUUGUGAAAGAUAGUUUAUGUGUUGAAGAUCUAACCCAACACAAGGAAGAUCUUCGACAAGUGACAAAUAGAAGUCUAUUGGCUUAUUUAUCUGCAGUUGAAUCUCCCCUUUCUGUAUUCGAAGAUUUUCCAUCAUAUAAUCAAAGUUAUGAUGAUAAUGUAGACUCUUUAUCGGAUGGCCAAUUGUUAAUUAAGCCAAUCACAACUUUAGAUGUUAUUUCUGAAAUAUAUAGAAAUAUCAAAGAUACUACACCAAAUUUAAUUGCCGCACUUACAGGAAGAUCUUGCGGUUAUAGUCGUUCUGAACGUACAAGAAGAGCAAACGUAGAAAAUAAUUCUGAUACAUAUAAAGAUUCUAGUCCAAAUGCUCCAGUUUCUACAUACAAUAAUGGUUGUAAUGUCAGUUUCAAUUCUAAUGAGUUCAUUGUCAGAGGAGAAAGAGUACUUUUAUAUGGAAGUCAGUUUCCACUUAUAAAGACUAAGGACAUGGAUUUCAAAAACUUUACCAACGUAACAUUGUGCAAAGAAAGUUUUGAUCAAACUUCUAAAAAUAUUAAUUUAGAUUUAAUGUUUAAUGGAAUUGAUACUAAAAAAUCUGAGGUAGUCCUUCAAUUUAACAUUAAAAAUCCAUCAUCUGGUUAUUAUUCUAUAAAAAGUAUAACUUAUAAACCAAAUAAUAUGAAUCCUGAGGUAUUAACGCCUGAAUUAGAUAUAGUAUUUCCAUUUAAUUUUUCUUAUCAUUGCUCAAACGAGAUAAUAUUUUUAAAAAAUACCACUAUAUUAAAAAUCCCAAAUAUGCAAAUACAAAUUGAUGCAAAGAAAUUUGGAGAUGCAUAUGACUGUGUUAAUUUUACUACAAUUCCGAUCUGGACAGGAAUUUUUGUUACUACCAUAUUAGGUUCAAUUAUGAUUUGGGCAUUCACAAUGAUUAUUGAUAUUCGUACUAUGGAUAGAUUUGAUGAUCCAAAAGGUAAAACUAUUACUAUUUCUGCCCAAGAAUAAGAUUAAAUAUAAUGAAUAAGAUAUUUAUAUAAUAUAAAUUGUAAGUAAAAAUGUGUUAGGAUAUAUUAAAAACAUGAAAGUGUGUCAUAAUGUACUAUUACAUUGUUAUGAUUUAGCAUGAUUUCACAAUUUUGGCAAUAUAUAAUAUCCUCUUAUGCAAAACUUCGUCUAUGAAAAAUUAUAUACGGACUGUGUUUCAUAUAUUUAUCUAGUAUUAGCAAAAUCAAAAUGUAAACGAAAUUUAUCUUACAGAAAUCUAUAUACCAUUCCACUUGUAUAAUAAUAUAUCAUUUACAGUAUUUAUAUCUUUAAUGAUAAUGAAUAAUAAUGUUUGAAAAAUAUAAUAGAUAUGCACAUUAUAUAUCAGAUAGAAAAGAUCUGUAAAUUAUUAAAUAAAAAAAUUUAAUUUAUAGCUUGUUUCAACUAAUAUAAAAUAUAUUGCACAGUGAUAGUGAACUUUUUGAAGAUUUGUCAUAGACCGCAUAUUUACAUAUUUUUGUUACAUAUAUUAAUGAACAGUCUAAUAUCUUGUAAAAUAAAUUAUAAAUGUCUUGUUGAAAUUUACAAUUUCCAAAAAAAAAGAAGUUGUUAGUAAUCUAUAAAGUAUUUUAGCGUAAAAUGUUGUUUAUUUGUACAAUUUUCUUUGUCAUAAAUGACUUUUAUUUUAUUAGAAAAAUGUAAAAUAUAUAUAUGUAUAUAUAAUAAUAAAGUCAUUAAAUUGUAAUAUUAUGAAAUACAUGCAGGAACAUGAACUCCAUGUAUUACCAUAAAUACCAUUGAAAAUGGUGGUAGAAUAAUUAUUUGGGUAGGAUUCAUAAUUAUAGGAUGGAAAGGCGGUAAUUUACCAUCAUUUUGCAGUUUCAAUAUUUCUCCAUUCAUUCUUAUGUUUCUAUAAAUAAAUAAUAAAUAAUUAAUAACAUAUUAUUAAUAUAAUUUGAACUAGCAACUAUUGUACCUCUUUCUAUACUAUAGUAUAUAUAUGUAUAUAUAUAUAUAUAUAUUGUAAAAAUAUUUAAUUUUUAUUUUUAAUUUAAUUAUCAUACGUUAUUGUUAAAAUUUAGCAUUUGUAUAAAGAGCAUAUAAUAAAUAUAUUUAAUACAGUCGAACCUCGGUAACUUGAAUCUUAAGGGAAGAGCUAAAAUUAUGAAAAGGUUUUGUUUUAUCCAAAAUUUUCAAUUAAGAAAAGUUUAACGAACGAAAACGUUUAGCUUACAAAGAUUUUCUUGUAGAUAGGUUUAUAUUUUUAUUUUAAUUAUAAAGACUCGAAGAAAAAUAAACUCAAUGUUUAGAAAUCAAUUAAGUUCCUAUUAAACUUGCGGGGGUUUUGUGUGAAAACGGAGCGAAAAGAGAUAAAGAAAAUUCUAGUAUUAUAGAAAUAUUCGAGUUAUAGAGGAUCGAUUGUAUUAUUAUUAAACCAUAUCUAAAGGACAAA